Messenger RNA from Engraulis encrasicolus (European anchovy), 927 nucleotides. RefSeq names its product P2Y purinoceptor 4-like. The record is from RefSeq and is a predicted model, not a curated record. Gene Ontology annotation, molecular function: G protein-coupled receptor activity. The transcript has a single exon. Gene Ontology annotation, cellular component: plasma membrane. Gene Ontology annotation, biological process: positive regulation of Rho protein signal transduction; phospholipase C-activating G protein-coupled receptor signaling pathway. The coding region runs from base 1 to 927 and encodes 308 amino acids. Lineage: Eukaryota; Metazoa; Chordata; Actinopteri; Clupeiformes; Engraulidae.
AUGCUUAAGUUGGACCACAUGACCACCAUGAACCCCACGUUUCCUCAGCUCAAUGAUACCACCAUGAACCACACGGAGAAGCACUUUGACUUUUACUGUUUGGAGUUCCCAGUAGGCCCUAUGAUUUUGUCAAUCCUGAGUUCACCCUGUGCCUUAGUGGGCGUGCCGGCAAGCGUGUGGCUCCUGUGGACUCUCAUCCAAAGGCAACGAAGCAGUAGCGGUGGAGGCUCCUCCAAAAACAACGACAUCUACAUGCUCCACCUCAGCGUCUUCGACGUGUUGUCCACCACUCAACUUCUUCCGUACACUCUCAAUUUUAAUUUCUGGAGGAACGACCUGUUUAAGAGCGUCCAGGAUUUUAUCUUGGCUCUCAACUUUAUGGGAAGACCUCUGGUGAUGACCUGCAUCUGUUGCGACUGCUACAUGGCUGUGUGCUACCCGAUAUUCUACAUGAGGAUGAAAAGUUCGCACUACACACUACGACUGGUCACGUCUGCAGUGGCCUGGGCUGUUGCCAUUGGGUGGGCAACUCUCACGAUUUUCAUUUUCGUAGCAAAAAUGCCAGACGUCCUCCUGUCAAUCCCCUACUUCCUGACUCUUCCGGUCAUAGUGGGCUGUGACGUUGCCAUCCUGCGCGCCCUGAGGAAGCCGGAUCCUUCCGGAAAGACGGCCGUCCACCCGCAGAAGCAGAGGGCCCUGUUGACCAUCGCACAGAGCCUUGUGCUGACCGUCCUAGUCUUCCUGCCGCCUCUGGUGAUGCUCGGCAUCACGCCUCUCAUACCGCUGACGAAGCAGGAGAGGUUCUGCAGUGUCAUUACGCCGGCUCUCUUCGCUCCAGGACUGGCCAGUAUGAUCAUGCCUCUGAUGCACCUGCAUAGCCUGGGGAGCUUUAGGGACCUGAGAUGGUGUGGGUGUAGAGUAGAGUAG